Molecule: messenger RNA, 1413 nt
Organism: Clonostachys rhizophaga
Lineage: Eukaryota; Fungi; Ascomycota; Sordariomycetes; Hypocreales; Bionectriaceae
Source: the annotation of a GenBank genome assembly
AUGCCCCCAAAGUCCGCACAGGCUGCAUCACUUGAAGGCGGCUGGAAAUGUGACGGCUACUCUCCUAUAGCCAAAGAACCUACUUCCAAGAAAAAAAAGAACAGUCCUGCCGCUUCGACCGAGCCUAAUGUUACACUGAGCCAGCAGUUAACAGCAUUGACGUUGAUCAGUGGACAACAUGCGGGAAUUCCAUUACUACCAAGACUCCCGCUAACGAAAAAUGUCCUUGAGCAGCGUUGUCUUAGCCACUUUUUCACCUACACUCUCAAUGAAAUUGACCUGUCACCUGGGAUUAACGGAUUCUGGCUCAAAACGCUGCCAGCCCUGAGUCAAAAUGAGCCGCUGGUUCGGCAUGCCGUGACUGCAUUGGGUGCCACCCACUGCCUCUUCCUCAGUCAUGACUCCUCAAGGAUCAACCAUGAAGCUAAAUACCAGGCGGUUGUUACUCAGCAAUUCACGAGCUCCAUCUCACGAUUGGUACCUCUCAUGUCUCAGGCAAAGCCUGAGAAUACUAUCCUGGUCUUGAUAUGCUGCCUGCUAUUUGUAUUCAUCGAGUCUAUGAGAGGCUCUCAGACCGAAGCCUUGCGACACCUUACAGCCGGAUGCCGACUCCUCGCAUCUGUUCGCGACCUCCCACCGGAACUAGAAGGGAAACUGCGCGAAAUCGCAACAGUAUUCCGGGGACUCGGGUCCGUCGUCAACAUGUUUAACGAAGACAAGAUAAUUCCGGAUCUCGCGUCAUAUGCGGAACUUCCAAAAGGGUACGAAGAUCCCACGAAGCCCUAUGAGAGUAUCGAUGAGGCAGAGAAAGCCUUGGCUCAUCUUGAUAUGUUUCUCUCGGAUAUGCACUGCACCCACGACAACUCUGAAGGACCGUUCCCGGAGCGACUAAAGGAGAUCAACGAGCAGACGUUUCGGAGCCUUGGAAGGCGCUUCCGAAAAUGGGAAGCCCGCUUCGAGAGAACUCUCGAAAGUCUUAGGCCGCCUCAUAGCUAUGAACUCCUCAACCUGAAGCUUCAGAGGUACCUCUGGGCUCAAAUGAUGAAACAGCCAUAUGGCGAAGAGCCGGUUAUUGGCGAAGAGAAAUGUAUGUGGCUAAUGGAUAAGGUGGAGGAAUUGCUCGAAAUGACGAACCCAACGCAAAGAAUCUUCACAACCAAGGCGGAUUUGAUCCCGGUACUAGUCGUGGUAUACGGAUCAUGUCCGGUUACCCAAGUACGGAAACGAGCGAUAGCGCUAUUACAGUUACGUAGCCGAAGGGAAGGGUUUUGGGAUAGUGACAAGACAGCUGACUUCCUGCAGUUGGAUCUUGAUAAAUGCUUGGCAGGUCAGAAGGGCACAUCGUGGCCGGCUGUCGGCCCUUCUACUGCCCAAGGGGCACUUCUGGUUUUCAGGCCGAAACCAGAAGCAUAA